Molecule: messenger RNA, 1623 nt
Organism: Drosophila obscura
Lineage: Eukaryota; Metazoa; Arthropoda; Insecta; Diptera; Drosophilidae
Exons: 1
Coding region: 90-1460 (456 amino acids)
Biological process (GO): negative regulation of phosphatase activity
Molecular function (GO): phosphatase binding
Source: RefSeq, a predicted model, not a curated record
GUAUCGUCUGGAUACUCCUGUCACUGUAGUUUGCCUUGAACACAAAAUCAAUCACAAGGAAUCUUCAUCGUAGGAGCAGUGUCCUCAGCAUGAUACGUGUCCACGUGGAUAACUAUGCGCCCAAGUACUACAGCGGCAAAUGGUCCUGGGACUCGACGAAGGACGAGCUACACUUUGAACCGCACAACGAUCUGGCGGAUGCCAAGGAGCGCUACAUCACAACAAACACCUUCAAGUUUCUCCGGACCAUAAACCAGGAGGAGGAGCUCGUGUUUCGGCACAUUUUCGUAAGAUCCGACACGACCUACGACACCGACGCAGUGGUGCUCAACGAUAUAAGAGAUCUGGUGCUCUAUUUUAUGCCCAGUGAGUUUCUGACAUACAAAUUUGUGGACUUUAUGCACCAUCGGGCGGUGCAUCAGCUGCUCCAUUCGCUGACCAUCUACUUUGAGUACUACCUCCGGAUGGUGGAGUUCGUGCUGAUCCGCCGCGAUGAGCUUUCCGGCCAAAUGGCCCAAGUGCAGAGCGAGCAAACGAAUGACAUGAAGCGGGUGUUCUCCGUGUAUCUGAGUCAAUAUCGGAUGCUGGUGGCCCGCAACUACAGUAUAAUCAUCAAAGGGGAGGGCGACUUGGGAAAGUACUACCACAUGAAGGAGAUCGUCAACAUCUCGGCCACCAUUUGGGACAAGAACUUCCACGAGCAGUUCCUCGCGUGCAGCACCCAGAUCGUGUGGAUUGCGAUGCACCGCAGGGCCUACAAUAUCAUCGAAAUGGAGAUGAAUCGUCUGUUUCGCUCCGAGCACUUUGUGACGGCUCGAGCGGAGUAUCCCAACUUUACGCCCGUGGAGAAGAGUCUCCUGUACGGGCGGAGCUCCAAAAUUGUGAACUAUCGCCUGCAGGUGUCGCCCCUCAUUCAGGAGUUGGAGGAUCCCAAGAAGGAGGACAUGCCCAUUCUGUGGAUCGGACAUCGCAAAUAUCGGGGCACUGACAUUCGCAUCAUGGAGAUGGAAAUGGAGUAUAUUGUGCCGGCGCCCCAACUCCGGCUGAUCGACGUGGCCCAUGGCAUUUUGGGGCAUCCCAAGAAGCUCUACAACACCAUCCUGGAGCUCGAUUGGCCCUCCGUGCGCUACUCCAACUUCUCGCUGAAGCACGAUCCCUACUUCAUUGUGCGACAGCCCCGCUUGCAGAUCCCCAAAAUGGAUGCCCUGAAGAUGCGCAAAAUGGCGAAAACCUUCGAGACCUUCUACCACAUCAAUGAGAUAUACGAUCUGCCCUCGCAUGAAAUCAACAUAAAGUGGGUGAAACGCGACAGGCUCAUCCAGUAUUAUCGCUCUGGUGGUCUGCUCACGAAUACCCUGCUGCGGGCCGAGAACGAGCUAAGCCGCACGAGCGUUGGGCCCAGCGUUGAUCAGAUUAUUGCCGAUUACAAGAAGGCCAAGGCCAAGCAUCGCAAGCAUUAAAUUUAAAUUUUUUCUUCCUUCAUUUCCGAUUUCCAAUUUCCAAUUUAAUGUUUCAGCUUGUUUUCCGUUUAUAUUUUAUAUCUAUUUUUAUAUAUUCUCAUGUGCAUGUGAAAACUAAUAUAAAAAAAAGGAAGGAAUUGAUUCCGGCAAUUAAUAGAAACAA